Molecule: messenger RNA, 2107 nt
Organism: Caenorhabditis angaria
Lineage: Eukaryota; Metazoa; Nematoda; Chromadorea; Rhabditida; Rhabditidae
Source: the annotation of a GenBank genome assembly
AUGUCGGAAGAAGACUGUCCAAAGUUGAAAAAGCAGCGGAUUGAAGAAUGUAUCAAUUACGUGAGCAAUCAGGAAUCAGAUGUUAAUAAUAUUCUGAAUCUUAUCAAUUUUGGAAGCUAGUGAGUUUUUUUUUUUGAAAUUUAAGAACCUCUUCAAGAUUUUAUUCCCGAUUUCCCAAUUUCCAAAAUUUCAGCAAUUCCAACGAUUCACAAAAAGUCGCAUCAGAUGAACGAGAAAAUCGAAAAGAAAGAGGAGAUCGAUUAUUGCAAUUAUACUAUGAGCAACCGGCUCUUUCAGUGAGUUGUUUCUUGAAAAUCACAGUUUUUUUUUGCUCAAUUUCAGAAUUCUGCGUCAGCGCGACGAUUUGAGAAAAAUCACGAAAGAGCUGUUAUUUGGGAAGAGAUUACGAAUAAAAUCAACGAAGAAUUUGGAGAAAAACUCGAAGUUUUGACUGUGGAUAAAGUCAAGAAAUUAUUGACUUAUUAUAAGAAAAAAGAUGAGGGAAAUUUGGAGUAAGUUUUUUUUCAGAAAAAAUUUGACCAAGAUAAGUAUUUUCAGAAAGCCAACAAAUAAAGAGGUUGUUGUAAAAUUGGAAGAUGUUCCAGAACCAACUGAAUUAUUGAAAGAUGUUGAUCAACCAUUGGCAAAUUUGUUAUCGUAAGUUAUCUUUUAAAAAAUCGAUUUAGCGCCAAACAAGUGGAUAAUUAGCAAUUUCCCUAUAUUUAUUAUUGAGCUCAGAGUGAAUAAAAUAAUAAAAAUAUUAGGAAUAUGCUAAAUUUUGGAAUUGAAGAAAAGAGAAAAAAAGGGAAAAGGGAAGAUGAGUUGGAAAGAGAAAAUUACUAGCGCGCUACCGUUUCGACCUUUUUAAUAGACGGUAUCAGAGGCAGGUCUCGUCAGUAUUAACCUCUGUGCUUUGUAAUGAAAUUGACGCGAUUUUUGCUAACUUAAACUAAUGCGCAUAAAGAUAAAAGAAAAAGAACAAAGAGAAGGAGAUGAGAGAGAAUAUUUAUAGGAAAAUCAUAAAGUGACGCCUGUAAAUAUAAGAACGGUCCGAGAAAUAAUAAUAAUGUAAGGAAGUGGGUUAGAGAAAGAGAGGAAAAAAGAGAGAAAAAGAGUUUUUGUAUUUUAUUGAAGUGAAUAUUUAUAGGUCAAUUUUUCACUCGGAAUUUUUUCAAGAUAAAUUUCAGCUGUCCCUAGUUCGUAAUUUUUCCAAUUUUCAAUAAUUUGGCAAUAAAAUUGUAAUGCUUACUUGUAAUGCUAUUGUUAGUAUUCCAUAAACUCAGCUUUACAAUUUCAAUUUUUUUCAGUCACAACCAACAAUUUCAGAAUAAUAUCAAGUAAAACCUCAACACCUUCCUCAUCUUCCGGAUUUCUUCCACUUUUAAUUGUUCCUCAAACAUCUUCUGAUUCUUCUGAAUCUGCUUCCUCUUCUUCAUCUUCAAAUAACGAACAACUUUAUAUUUUGAAAAAGGAGAGACACGAUUUUGUUGUCAAGUUAGCCGAACAUUAUAUUCAGAGAAUGUGUUUUGAUAAUUCUUCGAGGUAAUUUUUUUGGAUUUUGAGAAUUAGAUAGUAGAUGAUUCCAAGGAAUUGAUUCAAAUUUUCAGAUCAGCUACAGUAAACGCGGAAAGACAUAAUAUGUGGAUAAAAAUCACGCAACAAACGAAUGAUAAAUAUUCCAAAGUUUUGGGAAAUCUAGGAGUUGAACAAUCCAAAAAAUUAUAUUCGAAUUGUAAAAGAAGAAGAAAAUUGAAAGAGUAAGUUGAUCUAUUAGAAUUAAAGUUUCGACUCAAAAUCAGCCACCGUUAAUUAAUCAAUUCAAAUUUUUUCUAGAUUCGAACAACCUUCCUGUUCAUUGGCAAAUUCUCCCGAUCCCGAAGAUUUUCCAUCUGAAAACACUUCGACUAUGGAACUUUUGGAUACAUUAAUGAUCGGAAUGUCAAAAGAUGCUGAAAUUCUUCAACUCAAAAAUGAGCUGUCAGCUAAAAAUGCCGAAAUUUCGGCGCUGAAAAUCUUGUUGGCAGAAGAAAGGGAAAAACGAAAAAGUGAAUAUUUGAGAAUCAUUGAGGAAUUUCGACAAAAAGUUGAUGAUGUGACAAAUUUGUGA